This is a messenger RNA of Pipistrellus kuhlii (Kuhl's pipistrelle), 948 nucleotides long. Its product is annotated as olfactory receptor 5B3-like. The record is from RefSeq and is a predicted model, not a curated record. The transcript has a single exon. Bases 7 to 948 code for a protein of 313 amino acids. Gene Ontology annotation, cellular component: membrane. NCBI's taxonomy places the organism in Eukaryota, Metazoa, Chordata, Mammalia, Chiroptera, Vespertilionidae. Gene Ontology annotation, biological process: G protein-coupled receptor signaling pathway; sensory perception of smell. Gene Ontology annotation, molecular function: G protein-coupled receptor activity; odorant binding; olfactory receptor activity.
ACAUCCAUGGAGAACAAUACAGAAGUGACUGAGUUCAUCCUCCUUGGACUAACCAAUGUCCCAGAACUGCAGGUCCCCCUCUUUAUAAUGUUCACCUUCAUCUACCUCAUCAGUGUGGUUGGAAACCUGGGGAUAAUAAUUUUGAUUCUCUUGGACUUUCGGCUCCAUACCCCUAUGUACUUUUUCCUUAGUAAUUUGUCUUUGGUUGACUUUUGUUCCUCUACAGCUGUCACUCCCAAGGUUAUGGCUGGGUUCCUUGUAGGAAACAAGGUCAUCUCCUACAAUGCAUGUGCUGCUCAGAUGUUCUUUUUUGCAGCCUUUGCCACUGUGGAAAAUUUCCUUUUGGCCUCAAUGGCUUAUGACCGCUAUGCAGCAGUGUGCAAACCCCUACAUUACACCACCACCAUUACAAAAGGUGUGUGUACAUUUCUUGCCAUAGGUUCCUAUGUCUAUAGUUUUCUGAAUGCCUCUGUCCACACUAGGGACACAUUCAGCCUCUCUUUCUGUAAGUCUAACCUGGUCCAUCACUUUUUCUGUGAUGUUCCAGCAGUCAUGGCCCUCUCUUGCUCUGACAAGCAUAUUAGUGAGCAGAUUCUUGUUUUUGUGGCAAGCUUCAACAUGUUUUCUGCUAUUCUGGUAAUCUUGAUUUCCUAUCUGUUCAUAUUUGUCACCAUCCUAAAGAUUCACUCAUCUUCUGGAUAUCAGAAGGCUUUGUCCACCUGUGCUUCUCACCUCACUGCUGUCUCCAUCUUCUAUGGGGCUGCCAUAUUCAUGUAUUUACAGCCCAGCUCCAGCCGCUCCAUGGACACAGACAAAAUUGCCUCUGUGUUCUACACAAUGGUCAUCCCCAUGCUGAACCCUCUGGUCUACAGCUUGAGAAACAAGGAGGUCAAAAAUGCAUUCAAGAAGGUUGUUGAGAAGGCAAGAUUGUCUCUAGACUUCACCUGA